AUGUAUUUGUUAUUGACCAUCGAGUUUACCGAAAGAUUUACCAACUGUAAUCGGAACUACUUCUACAAUCUCAAAACUCAAGCUUCUACAUGGGACCCACCCACAGACAUGGAAAAUCUAGUAUUUCAUAACCUUAAUAAUAAUUCAAAUGAAAUGACUGCUGAGUCACUUCAGAAAUCUGUACAUGGUGGUGGAAUAGAAGAGCUGCUAUCUGAUGAGCUUUCAAAUGGGACUGGAGUGGCUGCUGCUUCUAGUUUGACAAUACCUUCUGUAAGCAAGAGUUUUGAGCUUGCAGGUGAACAUUGUGAGACCAGUGGUACUUGUGAUGCUGAACUUACAUUACGCUUAACAUCAGAUGCCCAGGAAAAUGUUGACAGCAUGCCCAAGGUACCCCCUGGAACAAUUUCUGAUGGUGAAGAUAUUAUUUUAGAAACUGCUGCUUUAGCAAAAAAUCAGGCGGAUACCCUACUUGUAGCUGCCAUUAGAAAAGGGAAAAAGAAAACAAGAAGACGAGCUCAGAGGAAAUUGGCAAGGGAUGAUGAAGAACUUCAAUUCCAAGAGAUAUUUGAGGAGAAUUCUGCCAUUAUUGGUAAAUAUUGGUGUCAGAGAUACCUGCUAUUCUCCAGAUUUGAUGAUGGUAUAAAAAUGGAUGAGGAAGGGUGGUUUUCUGUCACUCCAGAGCCUAUAGCCAGGCAUCAUGCAUCCCGAUGUGGGAGUGGCAUUGUAGUUGACUCUUUUACUGGAGUUGGCGGGAAUGCCAUUCAAUUGGCCCAGAGGAGCGCACAUGUUAUUGCUAUUGAUAUCGAUCCAAAGAAGAUAGAUUAUGCAUAUCAUAAUGCUGCUGUCUAUGGUGUCAAUGACCGAAUAGAUUUCAUAAUGGGAGAUUUUUUCGCUUUGGCACCUAAAUUGAAGGCAGACACUGUCUUCUUAUCACCUCCUUGGGGUGGUCCGGAUUACACUAAAGUAAAGAUAUAUGACCUCAAGACAAUGCUUAGGCCACGUGAUGGGUACUCC
Molecule: messenger RNA, 1014 nt
Organism: Theobroma umbraticum
Lineage: Eukaryota; Viridiplantae; Streptophyta; Magnoliopsida; Malvales; Malvaceae
Biological process (GO): 7-methylguanosine cap hypermethylation
Cellular component (GO): nucleus
Molecular function (GO): RNA cap trimethylguanosine synthase activity
Source: RefSeq, a predicted model, not a curated record